AUGAAAACACAAGAUUCUUACCAAUUUGCAUCUUAUGAUACUACUUGGUCUAAUGAAGACGAACUUGAAUUAGAUGGAUCGUCAGAUAAAUCAGAUACAAACAUAUUAGAAAAUCUACAUAGUUCAGACGUUAAAUUACUAGAUGAGUCAACUUCAAUCUUACCUGAUCAAUCUGCAUUGAGUAAUAGUGGUGUUACUAUUACUAAUAGUUUAGCUUAUUGCAGAGUUGAAGUAGUAAAAAAAGAUGGUACAAAAAGUGCUUGUGACCAUCAUUAUGAAUUAACAACUGGAACUGGAAACCUAAAGUCACACCUUCAUCAAAUUCACCGAAUUUUGCCUCCCGAAGCAAAUAAUAAUAAUCAAUUAGCAGCAAGAAUAUGGAAUUCCACCUACAAUCUUCUAAAAAACCUUUCGUUUCUUCACAAUGCUAUCGAACAGCUAUCUAUUUACUUAAAACAAAGUGUUAAUAGACAAGAAAGGCAGGAUGGAAUAAAACUUUUGGAGCUUUUUUUAUCAUUAGAAGAAUGGAUAUCUUUAAAUGAAUUAGUAGAAUUGCUAUUUCCUUUUGCACAAGUGACUGGAUAUAUCAGAGAAAACCAAUAUCCAACUUUAGGAAUAAUGAUACCUACUCUUAUUAAGCUUUUUCAUCAUUUACGGGAUUUUUAUCUAAAAAUUACAUCAUCAACUAUAAGAACUU
Messenger RNA from Racocetra fulgida, 697 nucleotides. The record is from the annotation of a GenBank genome assembly. Lineage: Eukaryota; Fungi; Glomeromycota; Glomeromycetes; Diversisporales; Gigasporaceae.